AUGCACUCGCUUGUUCACUGGGCCGGCGUUGCAGCGUGUUUGUGGGUUGCUGGCUGGCUUCUAGUGUACUGGCUCACGGGGAGCUGGUUGGGCUACAUUAGCAUCAAUAACGGGGUAUCGUUUAAUCAUGUUUGUUUGAAGCUGAGCAGACUCAAAGUUUACGCUGGCUCCGUACGGUUCCGUCUAUGGGGGAACUCAAAACGGAUGAUAAUCACAGACUUGCGGGUGGAAAUUCUCCCGAACCAAGAUAACGGUAAGACGAAAAGGACGACUCUGCAGUCGAAAGGUAGUCCACUUGACAGCUCAGAGCCAAUUUCGAUUUUUCCAAGGAGAUUUCACUGGUUCUUUAGAUUUCUUCUAUGGCACUUCCCCACAGUCGACGUGGAGCUCAAGCUGUCGCAAUUGGUGCUUUCACGAGACUUAGUGGAACUCGAGAGGGCUCAUUUGGUCUUAAAAAAGCAGACAAACGCUCACAGGAAGAAAUCUUUGUAUCUUGCGCUCGACGUGGCUUGCCAAAACAUCUUGUCGUCGCCGCAGCUGGCUGCCUCAAAGGUGCCUCCGUUAUCCAUAGGAACGAUCAAUGUCCAGGCUAAAACAACCGUGAGUCCUUCAGACGGGGUGGUCAACGAUACGAUAGUUCAGCUAUUUUUGGACAAUCUGGAGGUUGGAGCGUUUCAGAUCCUCAGACACCUCUUCCAAGAGGACAAGGAGGAUGCACCUUCGCCGGCUACUGAAUCCAAAGCCAUCUCCAGAGAACAGCAGCUUCAAAAGUCAGUGGAUAAGCUCACGCGUAUCCAUCAAAGGAUCUCUCUGACGUUCAAGGAGGUCUCUUUCAAUAUCAGCAACUCUCGCAUAUUAGGGAUCCCAUGUAUCCCCACUUCUUCUACGUGUGAUUUGGAAGAAUACUUCUCUCAUGUUGAUCCAUCGCUAUCUUUCACUAUAUCAGUGAAAUCCUUGGCUGUCCAGGCUUCCCAUCUAGCUAAUACCGCUGCAGGAUUCAUGGCCCUUUUUAAUAACAAACUCGACAGGCCUAUUCAUUUGACCACAUCUGCUGUACUUUUACAGAUGUUUUUUGUUACGAGAAAAUUUGAUGAAACUACAAAGCUGUGGCACUCCGAUGUCGACGAGUUCCUCAACAUACCUAAUCUAGGGUUCUCCCUCAAGACUAACUUCCUCGAUCACUUGGCAAAAGGAUACGGAUUCAAAGACUGUACGAUGGAGCUCUACUCCUCCGUUAGCAAUCCUGUCUUAGACCUCAGCGUCAGUCAGAUAGCCUUGCUUUCAUAUAAUCGUAUCUUGGCACAGAAGGUGAUGAUUCUUCGGAAGCUCGCCAAAACACAACACCAGAGAACUCCUUCUGUCGGCACUCCACCUGGGGAUGAUCUUGACGACCAAUCUCGUUCCAACUCUGACUCCAGUCCUGAGACCCCUGUGGCUCACAGAUUUGACACUCCUUACGACUCGACUAAGCACCCACCCACCACUCUUUUGGAUAAGGCUGUCAGCCUACUUAAUGAAUACUACCCCCAGAUUGGCAUAAAGAUCACAGUUGAACAGCCACAGUAUGUUAUUCGUCUGGAUGGCGAGCAAGUCAAGUUGGUAGACAUCUCUUAUUCAUUAAUGUAUUUUCAUUUGCUUACAACAGCAAAGAACGAUUACGAUGCCAACUGCCAUGUGCUUCAUCCGUGUCUUAAGUUCUCUAGAAAGGUUGAUAUUCCUAGAGCUGAUGAAAAUCCACGUAUAAGCGAAGAAGUGAUUGGGUGUAAUAAUGCAGAGCUCAGGUUCCACGUUUUAAAGAACCUUCGUCUAAAAGUUUCAGGUUUAGUCGAGAAUACCUUCGUCAACCUAGGUAAACCUGACGUGCUUAAUGGACUCAAUGAAAUUAUCACUAGUGUGACGAAGAUCACAUUCUUGAACUUACGCAAUGGUUCGGUUAAUCAGUUUUUAAAUAAUCGUCUAGUCGAAAAUUUUGGGAGUGAGCCUUCAAAGAAGUCACAUCGAUCCAAGAAUGACAAGCGUUUUACAAUGAGCAAAUUCUACAGAACCUUGCCAUCUUGGUUCGUAUCUGCGAAGUUCGAAGUAAAUGGUCUUCAAGCAGUGCUUGGGUCUACUUCACCACUUUUACCUCCAGAGCUCAUUGCUGAAUUAUCAAAGAAGUCUACAGCUUUCAUGACCGACUCAGAGCAACUAAUCGAGCUAAAGAUUCUCCAUCACCACAUGGAGAUCAUCAACGAAGAUGUCUCACUCAUGAAAAAUCGUCACGAAUAUAGUAGCUCAGAAUCACUGGAGACACUUGCCCUUUCUACUGAGGGCUCUCUAUUUUGGAAGGUACUGGCGGGCCUCAGAGGGCUCUCCCUUCAUGCAAAGAAAAAGGCUACCAGAAGUUCCCCUUUGCUCACGGUUAAUGAGUUUGGUGCAUCGAUUGCCGCUUUGAGACUUGAUGAGGGGAACGAAAUGAUUGUUGAUUCUAAGAUUGACGAAAUUGGAGGCUCAGUCGAUAGAAAGAAAGUAUUCACGAUUCUUGGGCUGAUACAUUUAAUUUUACAGACCAUUGUCUUUCCGGUGAAAGAGAUAAAAGCUGAAAUAAGGAAGGACUUGGAACAAUUCCAGAGGCAUGAAAGGAGAGGAAGUUUUGUGGAGGAAGGUGGAGUUGUGAGAUUCCAAUUCAGUCUCGGCAAAAUCAAUUAUCUUGCCAAGCUUUCAGACGAGUUCAAACUUCGUUUACAGGCAUUUGGCGCAAACUUUACAUCCAGAAACAAUGUCUUUGAUUCGAACGUUAACUUCAUUCGUCUUUUGGCAGAUUCGCCUCAUCACAAGAAUUUGUGGUGCAGACUUGCAUGCGUUGACUCCAUCACCAUCAAGCUUAAUGACCCACAGGAAGAUGAGAAUAUCAUGAUUUAUUCAUCUCAUGUACGCUUCUUCCAACCGAAUUCAUUUGUUGUUUAUAAGCUUUUCGAUAAUAUCUCUAUCUUCAUGAAGAUUAUCAAGCACCUUGUGAAAUGCCUUAACUCGGAAAAGAAGAGUACAGUUGUAUUCCCUACUGAGUCUCCUCCACUCAAGGUGCCAAAUGUGAGAUUCUGUGCAACAAAUUUGACAUACCUUAUGGAAGACGAUCCUUUUGAAGUUGAGCUUGGCUUGCAAUUUCAAUUGGGCUUGGUUGAGCAGAGAAAGCGAAUGGACAUGCUUUCUGCUUUAGAAGAGAAAGUCAAGCAAAUGAAGUUGACGGAAGAAGAAUUUGAUCAAGCUCUUUGCCGAGUACGUUCUACGAUUUCCGAUCUGUGGAUCAGGAAAGUCAGGGCUUACAAAGACUCCUUGACCAGGGAAAUUGAGGAAAACAACAGGUAUAUUGUUGGCAAUGAGCUUGAUAUCCCAGAGAGUGAUAAUGACAGAAUCGUUGGGUAUCCCUUCGUUCCACCACUAUUGAAAAUUGUGAUGUCAGACCUUGAUAUCCUCAUAAAGUCUCCAGAAUUCCCAAUCUCGGAAAUCUCCCAAUAUAUCCAUGAUGUCGGUCAAGGUGUUCCCAAAGACACGAAAUACAACCUCAUGCUUCCAACUUACAUCGAUAUGCACGUCAACGAGUUGAGAAUGCACCUUAGAGACUAUCCUCUUCCCUUGCUCCAUUUGCCUAGAGCGUUGGAUGCUAAAGGAAGAGGAAGAGCUUUAAUGAUGAAGGGUCAUCUUGUCAUUGGCGAAGCACUCUGCCUCGAAAAGGAACAUUUGAGGCAAAUGGAGGUUCAGUUGAGCGAUCCUUCGAGUGACUUGAACAAUGAUCUUCACAAGUAUGACCAUCUCACCAUCAACAAAUCCUUGAGUUCUGUGAAGAUCUAUACCGAUAUGGACGUCCAAUUUGACUCGAAUGGUCCCUGUCGUUUUGUUUGGGGUCAAGCUUACCAGUUUGGCAUUCAACAAGUUAUGUUGAACUUCGACUCGUUUUCUAAACCUCCUGUGGACCCGUCAAAUAAACUUGGUUUCUGGGAUAAGUUGCGUAUGCUUCUUCAUGGGAAAUUUUCAAUUCGAGCACAAGGAUCCACUCAAGUCGAGGUUGCAUUUAAGGGUGGAAGAGACCCGUACGAUCUCUUCCCUCAGUCUGCUGGGUUUAUUCUCUCUUUCAAGGAUGAAGUGAUUUGGAGAAUCAAUCAUCAUGACGACUCCUUGAGAUUCUUCGAUAUCCUGGCCAAGACAGUUUCUUGGUAUGUGCCAAAUUACUUAGCUGCUCCCUUAAUGUCAUGGACAAGGGACAGCUCGAAGUCUAUUUUUCUCCCCGAUUUCCACCAAAUGAUCAAUACGGUGCAUGGUUAUUAUUUGUUGAGAACCCGUAGCCAUCCAACUUCCGAGGAUGCUGAAAACCCUAACAUUAAUAUUGAAGAGAAGAUGGCAAUCCAGUUGAGCGGUGGAAUUCGGUAUGUCGUCGGUUUUCUCCUACAAAGGCAGUCUUCUGAUGGAGGAGUGACAAAUGACUGUGUUCCCCACUAUGAUAUUGUACCGUUCAAUCCAGAAUACACUUCUGAAGACCACGAUACGUAUAAGUAUUUCAGAAGUAUUAAGCUACAUAUGACCAUGUCGUUGGCUGCACAUACAGAUGACAGUUAUAACACAAUUCAUUUGAGUCCUGGAACAUUUAACAUAUUCUUCAAGUGGUGGAGCAUGUUCCAAGGUAACAUGAUGCUCCCGAUCAGAAAGGGAAUUGUCUUUGGCGAAAAGAAGGCAAGCCCGAAGUUCUCUCAGCACUUAUUUCUGAAUAAGUUUUUGUUCAAUGUCAGAAAUUUAUUCAUCAGUCACAUUUAUCGUGGUGACUACUUUGAUCAGGACGAGGAUUACGUUGAGUGUUUUGGUCUAAGAGCUCGCGUCAAAGACUUCACCGUUGAUUUGCAUCAGGAAAAAGAGGAACGUAUCUCAUUACACAAGUCUUCUGGUAAAGAAAUCAAAGCUUUGAAAAUGAUUAUGAAGCUAGGCGAAGUUAGUCUAUCUGAGAUCGAUAUGCGUCUGAUGCAUGCAAAGAUCUUUAAGGAUGUCUAUCACCCAGGCCUGAAGAAGCAUGGGCACUGCAAGGUCAAGAUUUUUGACAAUAACCGCCAGUGGUUCGAUCCUAGAGACUUCCAUGAGGCCUUCAUUUCAAAAAGAGUAGAAACAUUCAAGCUCGUUGAAGUUCACCCAAUGGCAUACUCUGAAAGGUUUUCAUACAUUAAGGAUACUACCAAUAUAUCACCAGGACGGAAAGAUGAAUCAGAUAGAACUCAUGACUGCAAGUUAAACAUGCAAGACAUCCACAGCCCACAGAUCAAUGUGCUCAAGCGAAGGCUUGCUGAUUUGGAGCUGGUAAGUCCGCGAGAUAGAGACAGUGACAUCAAAAGAAGAAUCAGUGCUUUGAAGGUUUUCAUCAGGAAAGUCAACGAAGAAAAAGAGCAUACGAGCAGACGACAGAGUGUUCAAGAAAACGUUAAGAAGAAAGAACAUUUUCAGAACCGUUUUAUUGUGACCUCAAUGCUUUUUAAAUGGAACGUGAAGAUUCGAGACAUUUUCAUCAAGUACUUAUUAUUCGCCCAGAUGAAAGCCAAAUCACGCAAGUUGCUUUCGUAUGAGUUUGUCAGCAUGUUGGAGAAAAUUGUCAAUAACGAAGACGGCCGCUCGGACCGAUUCUCCAUAGUUUCGUCAUCCGUUGGCGGGGAAUCAGUGAGAGAUAGGAAACUCAGUCAGACACUGAUGGGUGUUGGUAGCUCCCAAGAACGCUUAGACAAUUUUGAUGCUAUCCUAAGAGAUGUCGCAGGCGAUGAGAAGAUAGCAGAAGAUUACAAGAUCGAGGUCAUUGGUGUGCAAAUUCAGUUCCAUACAGAAGAGGUCAUGGACACUGUUUCAAUCUUAUCGGCACCAUUGUUAGAACUGAAGAUACUCUCAGUUCUUCCUAAGAGUGAUAAUCCUUUGGUCAUAAAUACCACAGUUCCUGAAAGGAGGCACGGUGUCUUGCUUCACGAAGCAAGUGUGUCUGUGCUCGAGAGGAAAGACGUGGAGCAUGGACAUAGCAUAUUGGAGGCAAAUCCCUACGGCAGUAUCUCCAACUGGCCACCUUGGCUUGGUGCAGAGACUUGCAAGGACAGUUCACUCAUUAAUAAGACGUUCUUGCCAAUUGAGCGAAUGUCGGUGAUGAUUACAUACGAUAAGGUCAUGUCAGUCAACGAGGAUAAGUCUGAGGACGAAAUCGAAAGAAAUGCUGAUGACAAAACUUUGGAAGAGCAGGCAGACUCCUCGCAAAAUAAGCUUCGCGUGGAUAUACCGAAGGUGAUGAUCACAUCUACUUCGAAGCAGUAUCUUGCACUUUACGCUACUGCUCUUAACUUGUUUCACUACUCCGACCCACUCACAAGUCAACUCAAAGAAAAGCUUUCGAAACUCAAUUUCCAAACGGAGUUCGAAGACUAUCAUGCAAUGCACCAACGUUUGGUGAAUCUACAUUGUUAUCUGAUGACGCUCGGAACUUUAUUAAGGGGCUACGGUUACAGACACGAGUAUCUAGAGAAUGAGGAGCUCAACCAGUUCCUAUUCCUCAAUUCUGAGCUGGACGAUACAAUUAACGAAAUUAUGUUCACGGUGGAAGCGUUGCUUAUGCGGGAUGCCUUCAAUGACUCGUCCAGACAGACCGUCGCUGAUUGGAUUAUCGGUACGGACGAGAUUGUUCUUCACAUGUUACAAGAUGACAAGCAACCGAUUUUGGACCUAAGAAUUGAGGGCGGGACGUGUAAGAGAGUGUUGAUGGAUGACAAUUCGAACGACAACAGAGUGCAGAUCAAGAACAUUCAGGGUAACAACUUGGUGAGGGGUGCGCCGUACAAACGAUUUGUUGAGCCAGUGUAUCCACCCGAUGAAGAUGAUCUCAUCACUGUCGAUUGGUCAAUGCAAAAGCCUAUUGGUGGGAUCAAGAUAAUUGAGAACUUUGAGAUCAAAUCUAGGCCGUUGAAAAUUAGAGUUGACGAGGUGACUGGAAGACAAUUGAUGCAAUUUAUCUUCCAGACAGACAAAGAGAGUGAGAUAGAGAAGAGUACUUUGAUCAAGAUGAAUAAUGACUUGAAGAACAAGGACGACAAGGAUGAGAAAGAAGACGAUGAAGCGAACAAAGAAAACAACGAGGACAUUGACGACGACGCACUAUCAGAGCAGGCGUCUCUCACGAGUACGACUGCCAUUUCAGAGAAAGAUACGAGGCUUGCUGUCUCACGAACAAAGACCAAAACAGUCAAAAAGAAAAGUUCUAUGAAAGAGUCAUCAUUUUCUAGCGGAGAUAUGGGAGACUUUGAAGAAGACGUUGGCAAGAUGAUUGAAAGAUCAAAAAAGUAUUUUAGUGUUACUAAUAUGAACUUUCAGCCCUUUGAAGUGAUGAUAUCUUUGAAGCUCAAACGAGGAUUUAGAAGAUUGUUGAACGUAACCGACUUCACUUUGCAGCUUCCGGGCUUUCACGUUGAAAAGGAGCUCUUGUCGAUGUUGGACGUUGUGGAGAUGAUGAAAUCAAUGUUGAUCAAAUCACUCUUUUCACAUAGUGGUCAGCUCUUGAAGAACAUGAUGAAGACCAGUCGGCACAAUCGCAAAAAAGACCGUUAUUUGCGCAAAGAAGCUGAACGGAUUCAAACUCAAACAAAGGACGGGACACACGUCUCCGGGUACCAAAUUCAAGACAAUCUGGGUUCAGAUAUCCCCUACAAAACUACUGAGGAACUUGUGCAAGGCCAAGUGAGGGCGUGA
This is a messenger RNA of Candidozyma auris, 7728 nucleotides long. It is a transcript of the gene FMP27, whose product is annotated as Fmp27p. Bases 1 to 7728 code for a protein of 2575 amino acids. NCBI's taxonomy places the organism in Eukaryota, Fungi, Ascomycota, Pichiomycetes, Serinales, Metschnikowiaceae. The transcript has a single exon. The record is from RefSeq and is a predicted model, not a curated record.